ACGGCACCAACUAGUAGUAGUCACCAGCAAGGCCGAGAAGUGAGAUUAUCAGAUGGCGCGAGGGCUCAUCCUGACAACGCAAGCGAGAGCCACCACCACUUCCUUCACAACAAGACUUUCAGUUUCAAAACCCAAAUGCAAAAACCCUCUUCCUUAUCGUCUCCAUCUACCUUCCCGUGUAUCCUCAACUCGCUUCUUUUGCUGCAAAUGUUCGGUUUCCCAAGACCCAAUCGUCAUCACCGAAUACAAGCAGUCUUUCUCUCAGCGAAUGGCUAUGGCUGGACUCAAGCCUCACCACCGUAUUGCUAUAGGAGUAUCCGGUGGCCCUGAUAGCAUGGCACUUUGUUUCCUAACUGCUGGUUGGAAAACUGAUGGUGCUAAUGCUGUUGGCAAAAGUGAUGAUGGUUUUAUUAAUGGGAUUUUGGGGGUAAUUGUUGAUCAUGGGCUGCGAGAAGAGAGUAAUGAGGAGGCACAUAUUGUUUCUAGUCGAGUUACUGAAAUGGGAAUCAGAUGUGAGAUUGCAAAGUGUAGUUGGUUGGAUGGGAAGCCUAAACAAGGUCACUUGCUAGAAGAGGCUCGAGAGAAGAGGUAUGAAGUGUUCCAAAAUGUUUGCACUAAACAUCAGAUUGAAGUGUUGCUUAUUGCACAUCAUGCGGAUGACCAGGCCGAGUUGUUCAUUCUUAGACUAUCUCGCAACAGUGGCGUGCUUGGACUUGCCGGCAUGGCAUUUACUUCGCAAAUGUUCUCCAAAAGCACCCAUCUUUACCGUGAAGGUUCAAAGAACAAAGGGAUACUAAUAGUGAGACCACUCUUGCAUUUUUCUAAAGAAAUUUUGUACAAGAUAUGUCAAGAGUCUGGCCAGGAUUGGGUGGAAGAUCCAACAAAUCAAAACACAGUAUAUGCUCGGAAUAGGAUUCGAAUGUCAUUAGGAAAUUUGUCAUCAUAUACCUUCCAGUCUGAACUACAAGGUGUGAUUUCUGCCUGUCGAAGAACACGUGCAUAUGUUGACCAAAUUUGUAAUAAUUUGAUAAAUCAGGCUGUGACCAUCAUAGAUCAGCAUGGGUAUGCCAUCAUCGAUUUAGAGAUUCUUAAUCCAUCAAAAGUUACAGAUAUAUGCCUGUCAAAGUUUGUUGCGUUGAUCUUGCAGUAUGUCUCUCAGAGGAACAGGCCCAUUAGAGGAAGUACUUCAAAAUUGUUGUUACACUACAUUCGCACUGUCCCAUGCAAGACCUCCUUUACAGCUGCUGGAUGUUACCUUUGUCCAGCUCCUCGGUCUAGGGGGACAAAAAUCCUUGUUUGUUGUUCUGUUGAUUGUCCUCUGAAUUCAAAAAUGGAAUUGAUUUACCCUUUUUUAAAUGGAGAACAAAAGCAUUAUUUCCGAAAUGAGUUGGAGCAAAUUAUAGCUGAUGGAAAAUCAUAUUCAAAUCAUUUUGUUCCAGAUGCAUCAGAUGUGCAUUUUUUAGAUGCAUCUGAAUCAGUCAUAAGUGAAGCCAAAACACUCAACAUUAUCAGUGAGUCAACCUAUAGAGACAUUCUUUUACUGAAGAGGGAAGAAAUCAAACAUUUCAAGCAUAAAGUUGAAGAUAAGGUGGACUAUAAGUCAAAAAAUAAGGUUGAAUCUAUCAUUGCAUCCCCAAGUGAACUACUUCAGCCUGGAAAAGCAUGUUAUUUCAUGAACAGGUUCUGGAUCACAUGGAAACUGAGCAACCAUGUUUCUGUCGGUGAAGGGACAGAAAAUUGUGUUGCGGAUUUAGGAGGGGAAAGUCAGGAAUGCCAUAGCUGUUCUUGCAGGAUUGGUCAUGACAAGGUUGCUGAGGUGCGGCGCAUGAGCGAAUCUGAUUGGCUUUAUCUUGCUAAGUUGUCAAAGUGCCCAAGUUUGGAUAACUUGCAACAGCAAAAAGUUCUUUCAUCCAGUACAAUGGAGCAAAUAUCAGAGAAGAGAAGCCUGCAUUUGGAAAAUCUGGAGCUAUCAGCACAAAAAGCUCUUGAAGUGUUGAAAUCGAUACCAGUUGCUGCUAGAAGAAGCCUCCCAGUCCUAGUCAAUCAUCAAGGACUUUUACUUAGCAUCCCGAGUAUUGGCUUCAAGCACUGCCCUUGUUUGAUGGUGUCUUGCGAAUUCAAGCCAAUAGUGCCACUUGGGGGAGGUCACAGCUCAUUCAUGUAAUCUUGAGUCAUUAAUAUGUUGUCAGGACCAUUCCAAUGAACCUUUUAUUACAAAAAUCAAGCUGCUACGUAACAGAGCAUUGGAGGUUAUUUUCAAGCACAUAUACAGGGAGGGCAAUACCUGUGCCGAUUGGCUUGCCAAGUCCGAGUUUGCUGAGCUCAUGGGUUAAGAUGGUACGAGGUUAACUCGGUAUGAGAUGCCACCUCAAGAUUUUAGAACCCUUGUUGGGUGAUUGUAUGUGAAUUUCUACCCCCAAGAGCCUCAAUUUUGUCCCUAAUUUUUUCCUAUUUGUAGUUUGAGAUUUCUAAUAUUACCCUUUUAAUUUUCUGAAAGUUUCAAUAUUAUUCCUAA
Molecule: messenger RNA, 2515 nt
Organism: Populus trichocarpa (black cottonwood)
Lineage: Eukaryota; Viridiplantae; Streptophyta; Magnoliopsida; Malpighiales; Salicaceae
Exons: 11
Coding region: 53-2164 (703 amino acids)
Biological process (GO): tRNA processing
Molecular function (GO): ATP binding; ligase activity, forming carbon-nitrogen bonds
Source: RefSeq, a predicted model, not a curated record